Messenger RNA from Rubroshorea leprosula, 1508 nucleotides. Lineage: Eukaryota; Viridiplantae; Streptophyta; Magnoliopsida; Malvales; Dipterocarpaceae. The record is from the annotation of a GenBank genome assembly.
AACCUCAGCGAAAACCAGAGACAGCGACGGCGAUCGGAAAACCAGAAGAUGAAGAUUUUCGUCAAAACUCUCAAGGGCACUCACUUUGAUAUCGAAGUAAAACCUGAAGACAAGGUUGCUGAUGUAAAAAACCAUAUAGAAGCUGUUCAAGGUGUGGAUGUUUAUCCUGCUGCACAGCAAAUGCUUAUUCAUCAGGGGAAAGUCCUUGCUGAUAACUCAACAUUGGAGGAGAAUAAAGUUGUUGAAAAUAAUUUUAUUGUUGUAAUGUUAUCUAAGAGUAAGAGUUCAUCUGGAGCAAGCUCAACAACUUCAACAGCUCAGCCAACAAAUGUUCCUCAGGCAAGUUCUGCACCACCUGCCCCGGCCCCAGCUUCAGCUGCACCUAUUGCAACUUCUGCUCCAGCUGCAUCUGUUGCUGUAUCUGCUCCUGUCACUUCAACUACUGCCGGGUCAGAGGCUGAUGUUUAUGGUCAAGCAGCCUCUAAUCUGGUUGCAGGAAGCAACCUAGAAGGAGCUAUCCAGCAAAUUCUUGACAUGGGUGGGGGAACAUGGGAUAGAGAUACUGUUGUACGCGCCCUUCGUGCUGCCUACAAUAAUCCAGAGAGAGCUGUGGAAUACUUGUAUUCUGGUAUCCCUGAACAAGCUGAAGUUCCACCUGUUGCCCGUGCUGCGGGUAGCGUCCCACCUACUAAUCCUUCAGUACAACCUCAACAGCCUGCUCAACCAGCCCCUCCUUCUAGUGGACCAAAUGUCAAUCCUUUGGACCUCUUUCCUCAGGGGCUUCCCAACAUGGGGUCAGGUGCUGCAAGUGCUGGUUCUCUUGAGUUUUUACGCAAUAGUCAACAGUUUCAAGCUUUGCGGGCAAUGGUUCAGGCUAACCCACAGAUAUUGCAGCCUAUGCUUCAAGAGUUGGGAAAACAAAAUCCUCAUUUGAUGAGGCUUAUUCAAGAGCAUCAGGCUGACUUUCUUCACCUGAUUAACGAACCUGUUGAAGGUGGAGAGGGGAACAUAUUGGGGCAACUUGCUGAUGCAAUGCCACAGACCCUAACAGUCACACCUGAGGAGCGUGAAGCCAUAGAACGGCUUGAAGCAAUGGGUUUUGAUCGAGCAACUGUGCUCCAAGUUUUCUUUGCCUGCAACAAGAAUGAGGAGCUGGCAGCGAACUACCUUCUAGAUCACAUGAAUGAGUUCGAGGAUUGACUUUUGGGUGAAGGAAAUGGUUAGAGGAGUACAUUUCAAGAAGUGAAUUUAUAUUUUUUUUUUUCUGGGUUAAUUUUCUUCAUCCCCAAACUUAUAACUUUAUUAUAAUCAAAGUGAUGUGAAGUGCUUGGGGCAGACAAGUGAACGCUAAGAUGUAUGUUUCUUGUUAGGAACCAUUAAGAUCUUUUAUACAAAGUGUCUUAGUAGUGUUGUGCAUCCAAUUUAGGUUAGUAUCCAAUAAUUGCAUCUGUUACAUACAAUUCUAAUUACGAUCUGCAGAUACGAUCUCAGCGGAGACUGAGUAGACG